GUAUUAUUUGUUUCUGCAUUCGCAUUCGCAUUCGCAUUCGAAAUCUAAACAAACAAACAAACAAAAGCCAUGGAUUCAUUCGCUUCGUUCUUCGAUUCAACACCUCGAUGGAAUUUCAAUACUCUCAAAAACUUCAAUCAGAUUUCUCCUCGCGUUCAGAAUCACCUCAAACAGGUUUAUUUGACCUUGUGUUUUGCUGUGGCCGCUGCUGCUGUUGGAGCUUACCUCCAUGUCCUUCUCAACAUUGGUGGUAUUCUUACCGCAAUUGCGUGCUUGGGAAUUAGUGUUUGGUUACUCUCAACACCUCCUUUUGAAGAGCGAAAGAGGUUGACUUUGUUGAUGGCCGCGGCACUGUUUCAGGGUGCCUCUAUUGGACCCUUGAUUGAUUUCGCUAUUCAAGUCGAUCCAAGCAUCAUCUUCAGUUCAUUUGUCGCAACUGCCUUGGCUUUCGGGUGUUUCUCUGGAGCAGCUUUGGUUGCUAAGCGUAGGGAGUACCUCUACCUUGGUGGCUUUGUUUCUUCUGGGUUGUCCAUUCUUAUGUGGUUGCACUUUGCUUCUGCCAUCUUUGGAGGUUCAAUGGCUCUCUUUAAGUUUGAGUUGUAUUUUGGGCUUUUGGUGUUUGUGGGUUACAUUGUAGUAGACACGCAGGAAAUAGUUGAGAAGGCACACUUUGGCGAUCUCGAUUAUGUGAAGCAUGCUCUGACCUUGUUUACUGAUUUGGUUGCAGUUUUUGUCCGGAUUCUAGCCAUCAUUUUGAAUAGCAAGAGGGCUGAGGAGGAGAAGAAGAAAAAGAAGAGAAGAGAAUAAUUUUCUUACCAAUCAAACUUGUUUGACUCGUAUCCUGUAAUCUUUGGAUGAUAGUAAGAUACAAUAACAGUUGUUUGAAGAGUGUUCUCAACGUCUUGAACUUGGUCCCACUGUGCAGUUAGUCAUGUUUCUGCUUUAUAACACAUGUUGACAUGUUAUUUUAGUUUUCUAAUAAAAGAGGUUAUUACGUACGAUUAUUUUUUAAGAUUAGGGCCACACGAUUUUUUUAAGACGGGUCAAACUGGAUGCUAUUAUGGGGUUUUUUCCUUCAUGAAUUAGAAGGAAUUCUUGUAGUUUGGUAUAUAAACAAUUGUUAACAGAUGUUGUGUUUUAAAACUUUUUUAGUCCA
Molecule: messenger RNA, 1156 nt
Organism: Medicago truncatula (barrel medic)
Lineage: Eukaryota; Viridiplantae; Streptophyta; Magnoliopsida; Fabales; Fabaceae
Product: bax inhibitor 1
Exons: 6
Coding region: 70-807 (245 amino acids)
Cellular component (GO): membrane
Source: RefSeq, a predicted model, not a curated record